UUUUUACCAAAAAAAUAAAUAUGCUCAAUAAUUUGCGUGUUUCAAUCAAAAAAAUUAUUUAAUUAAUUAAAUUGCGUGUAAUUUUGUCUUUUUGAUUUUUUUUUUCUAUAAAACAAACUCAUUGGCCACCAACCUCAAAAAAAUAAAGACUCUGUUUUUGUGUGUUUGGAUUCUCUUCUCUUUGCUCCCAAAUUUCCAAUUUGUAUAUUCUUGCUUCUUUCAAUCAAAAUCCAGUUCAUUUUUCCCAACUGGGUCUUGUUCAAUCUCUAUUAGGAUUGUCAAUUCUACGUUUCUGAAUUUCAAAGUUUCUUCCUUUUCACUUUCUGGAUUUGGGUUUGUUUCAUUUCUCAUCUGGGUCUCCAAUAGAAUUUGAAUUUUCAGGGUUUGUUUGGUUAAUCUGAAAUUUUCAAAAGUUGAAAAGUGAAAAACUGAAAAUGACAAUAGGAAAUCUUGCACCUAAGACAGAGAAGAAGAAAUCAUCAUCAAGAAAGAGCAAGAACAAGGCUAUUGUUAGUGAAAAUACACCUUUGUUGCCCAAAAGUCAAGCCCAUGAAAGUGAUUCUGGGUUUGAUGAUUUCAAUGGAGCUUCAUUUUCUGGUGCUGUUUUCAACUUGGCAACUACAAUUAUUGGUGCUGGAAUCAUGGCUUUGCCUGCAACCCUGAAACAGUUGGGAUUGGUUCCUGGUCUUGCUGCUAUACUCAUCAUGGCUUUUUUGACUGAGAAGUCAAUUGAGCUUUUGAUUAGGUUUACAAGGGCAGGGAAAUCUGUUUCAUAUGCUGGUUUGAUGGGUGAUUCCUUUGGGAAAUAUGGAAAAGCUUUGGCACAAAUUUGUGUUAUUGUUAAUAACAUUGGUGUGCUGAUUGUUUACAUGAUUAUUAUUGGUGAUGUGCUUUCUGGAACAUCAUCAAGUGGAGAACAUCACUAUGGUAUCCUUGAAGGAUGGUUUGGCGUGCACUGGUGGACUGGACGGACAUUUAUUGUCCUUCUUACGACGGUUGCUGUAUUUGCACCCCUCGCAAGCUUUAAGCGAAUUGAUUCGUUGAGAUUCACAUCUGCACUUUCCGUUGCACUGGCGGUCAUUUUUCUUGUCAUUGCUGUGGGAAUUUCUGUUGUGAAGAUUAUAAGUGGAGGCAUUACCAUGCCGAGACUCUUCCCAGCUGUUACUGAUGCAACAUCAAUCUUUAACCUAUUCACUGUGGUUCCUGUGUUUGUGACUGCUUAUAUCUGCCACUACAAUGUUCACAGCAUAGAUAAUGAGCUCGAGGACAACUCACAGAUGCAAGGCGUUGUACGUACUGCCCUCGGUCUAUGCUCAUCCGUGUACUUAAUGAUAAGCUUCUUUGGUUUCCUUUUAUUUGGCGAAGGAACUCUUGAUGAUGUGCUUGCCAAUUUCGAUGCCGAUCUUGGAAUUCCUUUUGGUUCUUUGCUCAACGAUGCUGUUCGUAUUAGCUAUGCUGCACAUCUCAUGCUUGUAUUUCCGGUUGUCUUUUUUCCAUUGCGACUCAAUAUAGAUGGUCUUCUCUUCCCUAAGUCAAGACCUUUGGUUCUAGAUAACUUCAGAUUUGCAUCAAUGACUGUUGCCCUUAUCGGUGUUAUCUUCCUUGGAGCAAAUUUCAUUCCUAGCAUUUGGGAUGCUUUCCAGUUCACUGGAGCAACCGCUGCAGUUUGUAUAGGAUUCAUCUUUCCAGCUGCCAUCACACUUAAGGACCGCUACAACAUAGCGACUAGAUCGGACAAGAUUCUAUGUGUUGUUAUGAUUGUCCUUGCAGUCUUCUCAAACAUUAUUGCUAUAUACAGUGACGCCUAUGCAUUGAUCAAGCAGAACAAUACUUCACGUGAAUGAUGGUCGCAGUUCUUGACGAAAGGAACUGAAUUGGUCGGGUAAGUUUGGUCAGUCAGAAAAUCAGGGUUUUCUGAGAGGGUCUCAUGAGUCGUCGAUUUUGAAUAAACAUAGAAGCUACCCUGUGUACAAAAUUGCUUCAGAAAGUGUUGAGGCCUGCAACACAUUCGGCCUCGUUUGUAUUUUGCGAAUUCCGUUAUAUUUGUUGUUAUAUGGUUCUUGUUGAGUAAUACUCUCUUUCCCUGAUUUGUUCAAAAAGAUGUAAUAGAACUUUUUAGUUGGCAUUUGUAUGUAUUGUAUUGAGUGAAGGAAUGUACCAUGUAAGAAUGGUUUAGUUCUUGAAUUGGACAAGAGAAGAAAAUUACUAUAUUUUUGAAA
This is a messenger RNA of Trifolium pratense (red clover), 2219 nucleotides long. RefSeq names its product amino acid transporter AVT6A-like. The record is from RefSeq and is a predicted model, not a curated record. The transcript is spliced from 6 exons. The coding region runs from base 435 to 1844 and encodes 469 amino acids. Gene Ontology annotation, molecular function: amino acid transmembrane transporter activity. Gene Ontology annotation, biological process: amino acid transmembrane transport. Lineage: Eukaryota; Viridiplantae; Streptophyta; Magnoliopsida; Fabales; Fabaceae.